AGUCAAAAAAAUAAGUUUAGGAUGACAAAGCAAGAAUUAAAUCGUUUGCAAAACUAGCACAAUGUAGAGUUUCAACUGAAGAGUUUAAUUUUUACAAAUGUUCUAAGCAUUUUAGACGUCCCCUUGUUAAACAUUUUCUUCUCUGAGAGAGUCUUAUGACUGUGAGCACCCAGCCAGGUGAGACAAACCCUCAAACAGGUCAAACACCAUGAGAUUUGAAGAUCUGCUCUCGGAGCUCAAUGGCUUCGGCAGGUUCCAGAAGAUGGUCCUGUGCAUCAACUUCUUGGGUCGAUUUAGUCUCGGGUGCCACUUCCUAUUAGGCAACUUUAUCGCCGCCAUCCCAUCUCAUCACUGCAACAUCAGCUCUUUGGAUGUUGACGGCGUCUUUGAGAAUCUAUCUCAGGAGGAGAGACUGACUGUUGGUGUUCCAGCACAGGAAGACGGGACUCCUGCUUCCUGUCACAUGUUCUCUCAUCCUCAGUUUCAGCUGCUGAUAAACUCGUCCAGCAGCUCAGAUCUUCCAGUAGUGGAGUGUCAGAAUGGAUGGCACUUUGAUAACAGCACCUUCAUCAGCACUCUCGCCACACAGUGGGAUUUAGUAUGUGACAAAAGAGCAUUGGGGAAAUUGACAACCACCAUCUUCUUCCUUGGGGUGAUGUUUGGUGCUGCUGCUUUUGGGAGCCUGAGUGCAAUGUUUGGACGCAAGCCAAUGCUGCUGGUGUCUUAUAUAUUAGGAAUGGGUUUUGGAUUAUGUAGCGUUUUGUCGUCCUCCCUCGUCAUGUUUGCAGUGUUGAGAUUUUUCUCUGGGUUCACCAUCACUGGCAGUGUCAUCAUCUCCACUGUACUCAAUGUGGAGUGGGUGAGCAUUGAGCACAGAAAGCUGGUCGGGGUGAUUGACAGCCUCGCUUGGACAUUUGGCUUCAUGGGCUUCCCUGUGAUUGCAUACUUCAUUCGAGACUGGAGAUGGCUAACAGUUGCCAUCUCAUUGCCCAAUGUUAUAUCCAUAAUCACUUGGUGGUGGGUUCCAGAGUCUGCUCGGUGGCUUAUAGUUAAUGGGAAGGCAGAUAAAGCUCAUUAUUAUCUCAAGAAAUGUGCUGCCAUGAACCACAAAAAGGAAGUUACAGCAAGAAUAAAACCUGAGGAUUUGUCAAAAAUUAUAGUUACUGAUAGAGGAAGCAGAAAAUAUUCAUACCUGGAUCUGGUCAGAACUCCUAAGAUGAGGAGACUUUCUUUACUUACAGGAAUCACCUGGUUUUCUGUUGCCACUGUUGCCUAUGGAAUUAGUUUCAACAUCACAGGCUUUGGACUAAACAUGUACCUCACUCAGUUUGUGUACGGAGCCAUUGAAAUACCUGCUAAAUUUUGCAUCUAUUACUUGCUGGAUAAAUUUGGAAGGCACGUGACUCAGGCUGGAUCACUACUCUUUGUUGGAAUUAGCUUCAUAAUUAACAUAUUCAUACCUAAAGAAAAAACGGUGAUUCGUACUGUGAUAGCCGUGCUGGGAAAAGGCUGUUCAGCCACGUCUUUUGGCACAGUUAUUUUGUACACCUCUGAGCUUUACCCCACAGUUGUCAGGCAAAAUGGGAUGGGCUACACCUCCUUUAUUGCCCGUUUCGGAGUGUCUGUGGCUCCUCUGAUCCUGCUGUCCAAUGAUGUAUGGAGUUAUUUCUCUCAAGUCAUCCUGUGUUUUCUGGCACUUUCUGCUGCAUUUGUGGCAUAUCAACUACCAGAAACGAGUGGAAAGUGUCUUCCAGAAACCAUAGACGAUAUUGAAGGAAUCAGGAAAGACAAGAAUGGUUUGCUACUACAAGAUCGAAAAAUGGAGGAAAAAGAUAACAUGGAGAAAUUGAAAGAUAAUUUAAUUGUGCAGAACACUUGAGUGGGCUUCUUUCAGAAUUCAGAACCCUAUUUAUAUUUAAGCAUUAAAUUAAAAACAUUGAUGCAAAGCUU
Messenger RNA from Danio rerio (zebrafish), 1950 nucleotides. The record is from RefSeq and is a predicted model, not a curated record. Lineage: Eukaryota; Metazoa; Chordata; Actinopteri; Cypriniformes; Danionidae.